Molecule: messenger RNA, 1063 nt
Organism: Haemorhous mexicanus (house finch)
Lineage: Eukaryota; Metazoa; Chordata; Aves; Passeriformes; Fringillidae
Gene: GSTZ1
Product: glutathione S-transferase zeta 1
Exons: 9
Coding region: 98-808 (236 amino acids)
Biological process (GO): glutathione metabolic process; L-phenylalanine catabolic process
Cellular component (GO): cytoplasm; mitochondrion
Molecular function (GO): glutathione transferase activity; maleylacetoacetate isomerase activity
Source: RefSeq, a predicted model, not a curated record
CGCGGCGGCAUCCGCGGGCACCCGCCGCCCGCUGCACCGCGCCGGGCGCGGCGCAUCCUGGGCCGGAGUGCGGGCGGGGCGCGGGGCACGCCGGGGAAUGCAGUCCCGGCGAUGCGGUGCCGGCAGCCGCCGAGCCCUGAGCGGAGGCCGGGACGGCGAUGAGCGCCGCCGCCGCCAAGUCCUUUACAGCUAUUUCCGAAGUUCCUGUUCUUGGAGAGUGCGAAUUGCACUGGCUCUGAAAGGAAUUUCCUAUGACCUGGUCCCAGUGAACCUCAUUAAGGAUGGAGGACAGCAGUUUUCUGCUGAAUUCAAGGCACUGAAUCCAAUGCAGCAAGUCCCGGCCUUGAAAAUUGAUGGCAUCACCCUUUCUCAGUCGCUAGCUAUAAUUAAUUACCUAGAAGAGACACAUCCUAACCCCAGGCUCCUGCCCCAAGAUCCAAAGAAGAGAGCCCAAGUCAGAAUGAUCGCUGAUCACAUUGUCUCUGGCAUUCAGCCACUCCAGAACCUGAGUGUCCUGAAACAAAUGGGGGACAAAAAAAUGGAAUGGGCUCAGAACUGUAUCACAUCUGGCUUUCAAGCACUGGAGCAGAUUCUGCAGCACACUGCUGGACACUACUGUGUGGGGGAUGAAGUUUCCAUGGCUGAUCUGUGUUUAGUGCCUCAAGUUGCCAAUGCUGAAAGAUUCAAAGUGGACAUGGGUCCAUAUCCCACAAUAUCCAGAAUAAAUAAAGCUCUCUUGGAGUUAGAGGCCUUCAAAAUUAGCCACCCUUCCCGGCAGCCAGAUACUCCUGCAGAGCUGCGAGCUUGAAGCCCUUCUACUCAUUAAAUCUAGAAAGCUGCCAUGAUAAAGAAGAUAACACCAACAGGAUGAGUAGGACUUCAGUGCCACUAGGAAACCCCAGUACUAUUGUUUCCCUUUCAUCUGGGUGGGAAGGACAGAGGACCAGGAAAUAGUGUGGAUGACUUACAGGAGCUAUGCCCCUGCCGGAAUACCUGCAGCUACUAGUUUUUUCUAUGCAGUCUAUCUCCAUGAAACACAUUAAAGCAGAAGUAUCCAUAAUGA